GGGGCUGGGUCGUGAACGCUGAGUGCGGACGCUUGGACUCGCUCACCGACACGGACACUCUGUAGGGCAAGGACAGAUGUUAGUUUUAGUUUGUAGUUUGCCUUUGUGCCUGGCACAGCGCAGAGUGGGUGUUAAUGAUUGUUGAACGGAUGACAGGUAAAACCACAGCCUGGAGCUCAUAACCGGAACCCACAGACCAUAGACCACCACCACUACCAACCCACCCCAAGUCUUGUGGAAUUUCCUCAGAUUGCUGCAGACUGUGUUCAGGUGUUCUGUUUGUAAGACACACAUAGACACAUACACACGCGUGUUUAAUUGGUUUCAGUGGGCAGUUUACAGCUACUGUUUCAAGAUAAUGGGGAAAAGGCUUUCUUACAAGUUGGCGGUUGUUGCAAUAUCACAUGGCUGGGGGUCCUGGGGGUUCCCGGGGCGUUUUAAGAGCAUUUUUUUAAGGAGGACUUCUCUAUGGAUCUAUGGGAGGGGCCCCAGGGAUUAAGGGGAGGAGGCUGGUUGCUGUGGAAUGCAUAGCCUGGGGGCUGGCUCCACACCCCUCCUCCUCCCACUUUCGAUAUUCCCCUCUCCCCUCUGACAGUGCCAAGUGGACGGAGACGGAGAUAGAGAUGCUGAGGGCUGCUGUGAAGCGGUUUGGUGACGAUCUUAAUCACAUCAGCUGUGUCAUCAAGGAACGGACAGUGGCUCAGAUAAAGGCCACUGUGAAGCGCAAAGUAUAUGAAGACUCUGGUAUCCCCCUUCCAGCUGAGUCACCCAAGAAAGGGCCCAAGAAGGUGGCAUCUGGUGUCUUGUCACCUCCUCCAGCUGCCCCUCCACCAAGCAGCUCCAGCGUCUCUGAGGCCGGGGGUCCUCCCAUAAAGAAACAGAAGGCUGAUGUGACACUCAGUGCUCUGAACGACUCCGACGCCAACAGUGACCUGGUGGAUAUUGAAGGGCUAGGAGAAACUCCUCCAUCCAAGAAACUCAACUUCGACCAGGACAGCCUGACCCUGGAUUCUGGCCUUCUCAUGACCUCUGGUGAUCCUCCUCUGCUGUCUCACUGAGCCUUCCGCCUCUGACCCCUCUUAUUGUUCACCCUGGACCUGUGGAUCGCCUAGGACUCUGAGCAACGACUGCCUGAAAGAGGGUCAAAAGACUGCUGGGACUGCCCCCUUGCUGCUCCUGUAUAAGCAUCUGCCCCCAGCCCCUUUGAUUUGCAUCCGAUGGACAUUUUUAUACAGAAAACAAUAAAGAUUUCCCUCUCA
Messenger RNA from Molossus molossus (Pallas's mastiff bat), 1259 nucleotides. It is a transcript of the gene BACC1, whose product is annotated as chromosome unknown C17orf49 homolog. Lineage: Eukaryota; Metazoa; Chordata; Mammalia; Chiroptera; Molossidae. The record is from RefSeq and is a predicted model, not a curated record. The transcript is spliced from 4 exons. Gene Ontology annotation, cellular component: MLL1 complex; NURF complex. The coding region runs from base 477 to 1058 and encodes 193 amino acids.